UUGAAACAUUCCGCCGCAAUUAUAUUCUGCAUUUCUGUAAUAAUUUUUAAGUAAUUUAAUAAUCAAUUAAUUUGUUAAGUACAAAUAUGACUAAUUUAAUGCGCUGGUUGAUGUACUUGGGAUUUUUUGCAGUUCCUUAUGUUGCAAUUCUCACUGGAACCAUUAAAUCACAAGUGUUUGAAAAUUUUAUGUUUCAUAUUCAAAUACUUCCAUUAGUUUUAUUAUUUUUAUUUGGAUUAUAUUCGGCUAGCACUGUGCUUUACAGGACGCUUACUUUUAACGACUGUCCAGAAGCUGCAAAGGAACUUCAAAAUCACAUAAAAGAAGCUCGAGAAGAUUUAAUAAAGAAAGGUUUCAAAUUCCGAAAUUAGUUAUUGACGUAUUUACACAUAUGAAAAUGAAAAAAAUACACAUUAAAUUACUAUAAUCGCAUUGUGCUUUGUAUAUUUUCUUUUAAAUGUUUAGAAAUAAAAAGUCGCCUGAAGCUGUUUUUUUCAGCUCUUUGUUAUUACAGAGCAUGAAUGAAUACAAUAGCUAAGUGUAAAAGACUAUUUUUUUACACAUACAAUACAAUAAUUAGUAG
Messenger RNA from Teleopsis dalmanni, 583 nucleotides. It is a transcript of the gene Dpm3, whose product is annotated as dolichol-phosphate mannosyltransferase subunit 3. The coding region runs from base 87 to 371 and encodes 94 amino acids. Gene Ontology annotation, biological process: GPI anchor biosynthetic process. Gene Ontology annotation, cellular component: dolichol-phosphate-mannose synthase complex; endoplasmic reticulum membrane. NCBI's taxonomy places the organism in Eukaryota, Metazoa, Arthropoda, Insecta, Diptera, Diopsidae. The transcript is spliced from 2 exons. The record is from RefSeq and is a predicted model, not a curated record.